AUGGAUUCCUCCUACCAGCCCGGAAUCCCACACCCGCACCCGCACUCAUCACCAAACUCAUCACUUUCAUCGGCGAAUGGGCGCUCUGCGUUAUUUAAUGCGAAUGGCCUUGGCUCCGACACGUCCAGUCAGCCGCCCCACCCCUCGCCCGUCAUCUCCUCUGCGGGCACUGUCGACUCGCGUGCGCCUCCGCCGACGGUGCCGGCAGCUUGCCUUGGUUGCAGGAGCAAACAUCUCAAGUGCGAUGGCUUGAACCCGUGUUCGCGAUGCAGGAGCAGCGACUCGGAAUGCGUCUACAUAGCUUCUCGUCGCGGCUACAAAGGCCCGAGAAGAAACACGGCUCACAAUCCGAACAAACGGCAUGCUUCCGACUCUCCGCCCUCGGUCGCCGGUGAUAACUGCCCCAUGCUCCUGGGCGCGCAGGUCGCAACGCCCGCCGCGUCCGCCAUGGCCGCAUUCCACCCGGCCAUGGUGAUCCCGGGCACCCCUGGAUCUGCUUUCGCGGCGACGCCCGGCUUGAACACUCUUCAGCUGUACAGGAACUCAUUUUUGGAUGGUGCCAGCGGGGCAAUGGUUGAAGCCAACCCGCAACCGCGGCCGCAGCAGACCAUGCCAGAACGCUGCAUUGAUUCUUUCUACUACAACUUCUAUCCUGGCCACCCGUCCGUGCUGCCAAAAGACCACCUUCUGAAGAUGGCCAAAGACACGAAUCUCGAGCAUUUACUCGCCGCUAUGCGGUGGGCUGGCUCGCUGUAUUUUGAUUCUGGCCCAUCCCGGGCCACCUUUUUCGAAGAAGCCAUGCGGCUGAUCUACGCUCCAGAAACCCCCAAGGAUGGCUUCCUGGUGCAGGCAAUGGUCAUUGUUUUGAUAGGGCUUGAUGGGAGCUGUCAACAAGAAAAAGCACGCGAUAUACUUAGUGACGCCGAGCAGAUUGCGAUCGAGCUCCAUCUCUAUUCGCAUACCUUUGCCACAACGCACGGGAACAGCAAUCCCCGGCUGGAAGAGAGCUGGCGACGGACAUGGUGGGACCUGUUCGUGGUUGAUGGCAUGGUCGCCGGGGUCCAUCGGCAGACAAACUUUCUCCUCUUCGACCUUGUCGCCGACGCCGGACUUCCAUGUGAGGAACACGAAUACGCCGCAGGGAACAUUCCCCGGCCCAUGUCGAUGGAAGAGUUUGACGAUCUGAUAUUCUCUGGAGAAGAGCGGGAACCGUCUUCAUUUGCCUACCGCGUGGCCUCGAUCCGGAACCUCGGGCGAAUGAUGCGAUUGCCCAACACCGGCUUCCCGAACGAAGAGAACGUGGAUCGGAUCGAGUCUCUGCUAUCCAACUGGAGAAUGCAUCUGCCAAAGUCGAAACAGCAUAGCUUGAACAAAGACUGUCAGCUGGAUGAGAUGAUGUUCCAGGCACACAUGAUCAACCAUGCAUGUUCGAUCAUCCUGCACCAACCUCUCUCGCAACUAGACUCCUCGCCCGCCCGUGAAGUCACCGCCUGUGCGCCCCACCGGGCGGUCUCGAGCGGCGACGUCUUCAACAUCCACACGAAACACAUCAUCACAGCGGCCUGCGGCAUCAGCAAGAUGGUGACGUACAACGUACCGAUAACGGGCCACACGCACUUCUUCACCUGCGUCCUAACGCUAUCGUCGAUCGUCCAUCUGAGCAAGUGGGCCCUAUACUUCCUCCAAGACGAGGACGACCUGCGGCAGCAGAUCCGCCUGAACAUCGGGGCGCUGAACAAGCUCAGCCACGUCUGGAAGGCGGCCAGUAGGGCGUCGGGCCAGGUCAAGGGUGUCGCGCAGGAGAUAUACCACGCCCGGAAGGCGCAGCAGACGAACGCGUCGUUCUGGGUCGGUUUCACGCAGGAGGAGAUCAUUGGCAGCAUGUCGGCUGACGAGGGCAUCAUGAGCGAGAUCAACCUGCUCGGUGGGAUCGAGCCUCCGAACCCGAUAUGA
This is a messenger RNA of Anthostomella pinea, 1953 nucleotides long. The record is from the annotation of a GenBank genome assembly. NCBI's taxonomy places the organism in Eukaryota, Fungi, Ascomycota, Sordariomycetes, Xylariales, Xylariaceae.